AAAUGGGCUUAUAAGCCUGAUUUUUGGAAAAAAUGCCAAACACCCAUAGAUUUGGCUUCUUUGACUGAUAAUUAUUAUCAGUAGAAAAAACAAGUAUAUGGCUACUUUUUGAGCUGAAAAGCAUUAUUUUACGGUUGGCUAAUUAGAAGACCAUCUUAUCCCUCUGUUAAAUAUACAUCGGCAAUUGCUCCCAGUUUUUCUACAGGUAAGCUCUUUCUCUUCUUCUUCGUUCUUUCCAAACCCAUGUUGCUCCCAGUUGUUCCCAUCAUAUAUGAUAAUGAUUACUAGAGGUUUUGUUCCUCCCCAGUUGUUCAUACAUCGAUUUAGUGAGAAGGGCUAUUGAAUAUGUUUUCAAAUUUAUGCUAAAUAUCUUGUUUAAUACUCCGUAUUACGUAUUGCUCCUGUGUAAUGUCUCCCUUAACAUAUUGCUUUUAGAGUCCAACAUAUUGCUUUUGUUUCUCUGGAACAAUCUGUGGCUUCGGCAACAGUAUAGAGUGAUCCCCUUUAGAAUUGAAAUAAAUUGGUACCCUUUAUUGUAAUUUCAGGCGGAAUCAGCCAUUUCAGCCACGAUAUUACCAAACACUUUUACUUCAACAAUUUCAGUCAUUUCAGCUCUUUCAGCCAUUUCAGCAGUUGCAGCCAUUACCAAACAGGCCCUACAUAUUAUUAGCCGAUCCGUUUCACCAUCUCUUCACUGUUCCGCCGGGUAAUGAAGGAGAAAUACACAUACUUCGAUGAAGUGCUUCGCCGGUUCCAAAGACGCUCUGUUCCGCCGCUCGGUUCCGCUCACUAUUCUGCCGGCGUGUUGGGGCAUGCGUGAGAAAAGCGGGUUAAAAGGAUACUACAAAGAGAUUCACAGAUGCAGGAAUUGCGACUGUCUUCUGUUCGUGAUUCUUCUGGCUUUGGAUAAUUUUCAAUAUUAAAAAGCGGUCAUUGUCUCUCUAGUUAGGAUUUUAGUUCUUCCGCUGAUCUGAUGGACUGGGCGGCUUUUCGAUUCGGGGUUUUCUUCAGCGACGAGUUUUUUUGUGCGAACAAGAAACAGAGACAACAAUAGUGAAAGGAUGACAUCAUCGAGUAAAGGUCAUGGGCGAAACUUGGGAUUAAAAGCUGGAACAGAUCUGGAUUCAAAGUUAUCUGUGAUUGUUGGCGAAAGUUGAGGCUUGACAGAGAACGUGAUGAAAAAGAGGCAGAGUGAGGAAGAAGUUACAGUACAGCCGGCUCAUCCUCCUCCUGAACUGCCACCGGUGUAUCAGAAACAGAUAGGAGGUUCCGGAAAGUGGUUGGAAGUGAUAGUGCUCUGGAAGAAGGAGAAAGAGUUUUAUUUUAUUGUCUUUUUGCUUUAUAAUUUCUUUGAUCAUACAAUUUGCUUUUUCUUUUGGUAUGUUUUUUGUUGUAAGACUGUGAAUUUGGAUGUGGGUGAUGGAAGGAUUGCGGUAAUCGUCUUUGGCUCAGUUGCGCCCAUUAAUGGAUCAGCGAGUUAUAUUGCUUCUGUCGAGCUGGUAAACUCUGAGUUUGAUUCGAGGGUCG
Messenger RNA from Cuscuta epithymum, 1527 nucleotides. The record is from the annotation of a GenBank genome assembly. NCBI's taxonomy places the organism in Eukaryota, Viridiplantae, Streptophyta, Magnoliopsida, Solanales, Convolvulaceae.